GAUAUUCAAUGCCACAUAGGUCUCCAUUUCCAGGACUGUGGUCAAGAAUAGGACACAGUAAGUAGUUAGAAAUGUUGGAAACUACUUAGCACAGAUGUGUGCUCUUUAUUUCAUCCUCGUGCUUAAAUACUCAUGUGACUGAUGUUAGUCUUGCCCCUCUCCACUUAGUAGCUCCCAGCCCCUAUUUCUUAUCAAAUAUUGUGCAUUUAAUAUGUACUAGGGAUCUAGGCAUGGUGGCGCAUGCCUAUAUUCCCAGCACUUUGGGAAACUGAGGCAGGAGGAUCACUUGAGGCCAGGAGUUUGAGGGUGGAAUGAGCUAUGACUGUACCACUGCAAAUGAGCCUGGGUGACAGAGCUUAGAGCGGGAAUGUGGGAAAGUGGCAGAAACAUAUAGGACAUACCAAAGAACAGGAUCUUAGGUAUUCAGGUUGAAUUUGCGACAAGGGGACAAAGUUUCGGCAGCCAGUACAAAAUGGGCAAAUAUUUGCAGAGAUGACAUCUCUUACUGAUCACAGGGGAAAGCAAAUAUCUCCUUUCCUCAUAGGACAGAGAACUAGGCAGAACGGUAUUGGGGAACAACCAAAUCUACCAAGGCAGUCUCACUUUUCAGUGACUGGACUCUGUGGCAAUUUGGGGUACUCUGCUCCAUACUCUGCUCCAAACAUGUGUGGCAUUGGACUCAUCAUGAUACCAGUUGAGCUGCUUCUUUGCUGCCUCCUGCUACACCCUGUGGAUGCUAUUUCAUCUAGAAAGCAGAAAAAUGUCUUGAUGCACCUUCCCUUGUCCUUGGGAUCCCAGACACCCUCCUUAGACCCCUUGUACUGCCAGAUCAUGCUCCCAAAGUCCUUGCCUGGCUUCACCCACAUGGCCCCUCUACCCAAGUUCCUGGUGGGCCUGGCUCUAAGGAACGCCUUGGAGGAAGCUGGCUGCCAGGCUGAUGUCUGGGCCCUGCAGCUUCAGCUCUACCACUGGGGUGGCGUGAACGCUACACGGGUCCUCAUCCACCAUCUUCAAAGGCUCCAGAAAAGCAGAAGCACAGGGAGAGGAGUGUCAGUGAAAGCCCUGGUCGCUGCUCUGCAGCUGUUAGCCAGUCAGCAGUCAGGCUCACACAGGGCCCGACGCUCCUUCCCCACCAAUAACUGUGAGAAUGAGCAAGAACAAGGUGUGCACAAUAUCCUCCAGCUAUUGCCAGGAGUGGGAACUUACUACAACCUGGGCACAGCUUUGUAUUAUGCUGCUCAGAACUGCUCAGACAAGGCCAAGGAACGAAGCCGAGAUGGGGCCGUAGAUCUGGCAUAUGACCUUCUGAUAGGCAUGAGCGGGCUGUCAGGGGGGCCGGCAGGUCUACUGAUCAGUGCUGCACUUAAACCUGCAUUAAAGGCUGGGGUUCAGCAGUUGAUCCAAUAUUAUCAUGAUGAGAAAGAGGCAAACAUCCAUCAGCCAGAGACCAGCACGGAGGGCUUGGUGGGCACCUCAGAUACGAGUGACUUGGAAGAAACGAGUACAAUGACUCCUUUGGUAUCAGAAGUAGUCAGUUCAGCUCCCUACUGGGGGUGGGCCUUAUUCAAGAGCUAUCACUUAGCUCCUGGGGCUGGGAGUCUUGGAAUAUAAAAGGUGGUAACCAAAAAAAAAAAAAAAAAAAAAGAAUAAAUCUAAUAUUUUGA
Microcebus murinus (gray mouse lemur) is the source of this 1664-nucleotide messenger RNA. The record is from RefSeq and is a predicted model, not a curated record. Lineage: Eukaryota; Metazoa; Chordata; Mammalia; Primates; Cheirogaleidae.